AUGAUAUUGCCGGACGACAGCAAACCAACAAUUGUCUGGGAUCCUGUAAAGGGUAGAUAUGUGGGUGCUGGCGUUGAGGAGGAGUCAACAGCAGCUCCGCCUCCCAAAUUAGAUGGCCUUUCUGCGACAAACACUGGUUCUGGUGGACUCCGUGCUGCUCGUACAAGUGGAGGAUCUCGGUAUUUCAACCCAUUGAACCAAGCUUCAACGCAAAAUGGUGCUGCUGCGCCCCCACCUGCACCUGUUCCAGCGAUGCCGCUUCCUACACAGUUUGGAUUUAUACCCACAAUGCCUGACGACGACACGACCGAAUCAGUUGAUCCAUUCAGCGGACAGGCGAAUCCCACUGUGCAUGGAGUAGAAGUAACACCCGCACAGUGA
Molecule: messenger RNA, 381 nt
Organism: Cylicostephanus goldi
Lineage: Eukaryota; Metazoa; Nematoda; Chromadorea; Rhabditida; Strongylidae
Source: the annotation of a GenBank genome assembly